Molecule: messenger RNA, 1098 nt
Organism: Aspergillus steynii IBT 23096
Lineage: Eukaryota; Fungi; Ascomycota; Eurotiomycetes; Eurotiales; Aspergillaceae
Product: isopenicillin N synthase family dioxygenase
Exons: 7
Coding region: 1-1098 (365 amino acids)
Molecular function (GO): dioxygenase activity
Source: RefSeq, a predicted model, not a curated record
AUGUCGUCCACCGUCACCAAACCAUCACGAGCAAGCCUACAUCUCCAACCGGCGGAUUUUGAGAGCGUUCCUAUCAUUGAUCUCUCUAAAUUGCACUCGUCCAGCAUCUUGGAGCGACAGGAACUAGCACGCGAGAUCGACCAAGCCUGCACUCAAGUUGGCUUCUUUUACAUCAAGAAUCAUGGCAUUGCAGAGGAGCUUAUCAAUGGAGUUCAUGAGGCAGCUCAUCGAUUCUUCUCCCUUGACGAUGAGGAAAAGAUGAAGCUCUACGUGGGAAAAUCACAGCACUUUCGUGGCUACAGCCCCUUGUAUGGCGAGAAAUCGUCCAACCCCGACCUGGAAGACAACGCCCUGAAGAACGCCCCAGGGGCUCUAUCUGAAGCAUUCGAUAUCGGAUACGAAGUGUCCGGGGACCUGCAAAAGGGUUCGGACAGCCGGCUUCCCGUCGACAACUUCGGGCUUCAUGGGGACAAUCAGUGGCCAGAGGAGAGUCUCAUCCCGGGGUUUCGAGCCAUGUACCUACGGUAUUUUGCCGAGGCCCUUGAGCUUUCGAGAGCGUUGAUGAGGAUCUUCGCUUUGGCCCUGGGCCAGAGGGAGGAUUUCUUUGACUCCAUGGUGAAAUUUCCGGGAGUCACGUCGAGAAUGUUGCAUUAUCCGCCGCAGCCCGUCCAGGGACAAGAGAUCCCUGGGCUGGCAGCGCAUACGGACUACGAAUGCUUUACGAUCCUGUCGCAGGACCAUGUUCCUGCCUUACAGGUUUUGAACAGCCGGGGUGAAUGGGUGGUUGCACCUCCCAUCCCAGGGACCCUCAUUGUCAAUAUCUCGGACACGCUAUCUUUUUGGAGUAACAAGAGGUUCAAGUCAGCUAUUCACCGGGUGGCCAACCUGUCUGGAGAAGAACGAUACUCUAUACCUUUCUUCUUUGGCGUCGACUACGACAGCACUAUUUCCGUGCUCGAAAACCAAGUCUCUCCUGGUAAUCCUCCGUGUAAGGAGCCAUUCAAAGCGGGCGAGUACGUGCGCUGGAAACUUUCCCAAGCAUACAUAGGAUAUGGUGGGGAGCCUGCAGGGAUUGCUCGUACCCAAACAGCUAUAUAA